AUGAAUAUGAACAUGAAGCUCCUGGCUAUGCGUGGUUACAAAUAUGUAGAGAGCAAGGCUGAGUAUUUUGACGACGUGAAUUACGAGUUGCUCACAGUUGAAGCUUUGUAUAAGCUAAUUGACAAGACUGGGUAUUGUAGGUCACAUAAAUUGUUCUAUCUUGUGCCAGAUGAUGUGGGCACUCCCAAGUUUAAAAGGAUUGAAGAUGAUGAAGAUAUCGGUAGACUAAUUGAGAUGAAGACUCCCCACGGGUUGGUGGAAGUUUUCAGGAUAGCUUCAACUGAGUUUAAUCCAUUCAUGAAGAGUGUCCGGGUUGAUAAUGAGAUGGAUAGUAAUGAAGAUGAGGACAGUGAAGAUGAAGACUAUGUUGAUACUGAAUUUGAGAUGAGUGAAGAUGAUGAAGAUUUUAGGAAAUAUGUCGAUGAAAGGCUGGAAUCGACUACAUGGUGCUCAUAUAGAAGUGAAUCAGAGUUUGUACGGCAUGAGGAUGUUGGGGUGGGAACUGGUAGUGGGGAGAAUGAGAGUGAUGAUGAUUGUGGGUCUUGUGAUGAUCUGCACAGCAUAGCUGGAAGUGAUGAAGAUAAUGAUAGUGAAUGCCAUGAACAGAAAAACCUAGUGUUUGACCCGGAGAAAGACAUGGGGAACCCAAAAUUUCAGCUGCAUCAGCAAUUUGCAACCAAGUGGAUUUUAUUGGCAGCUCUAAGACAACAUAGAAUAAAGGAAAGGAGAAAGAUCAAUUUUCAGAAAAAUGAUAAGAAGUUUGUCAGAGGAUGCCGUGAGAAUUGCAAUUGGGAGAGGAACAAGAAGAAGAGGGACUGGAUCAAGAAAAACUUUGUUGUUAUUGGUCCAAAGAUUUUUGAAAGGUUGGAGACCUACAAGGAUAAAGCCAUAGGAUUUAGCUGCGAAUAUGCUGGAAAUGGGAAGUAUGAGGCACCAGUGGAUCCACCUCAGCCAAAAAAGAAAGGCAGGCCUCCGAAAGCUAAAAUAACUGCCAACAAUGCCGAACCACGUGUUGGUCAAAAGAGGAGAAGGGGGUUUACACCUAUGUUUGAGAUCAGUGACGUUUUUCCAAGUUUGAUGAUGACAGUGUUGUUGUUGCAACUGCAGGAAAUAAGAGAUGCAGAAGCAAACAUGGCUGCUGGAAGGCCACAUGAUGAAAUACCGCCACUUUGCGAGUGUUGUGAUCAAUAUGGCCACACAGCCGACACAUGCGAAGUUAUGGAUUUUUGUAAUUGGAUGCAAGAUAACAACAUGGACACGGAGCGUGGUGGUGCUGGCCAAACUAUUGGACCAGAAAACAGUGAACCAACAAAUGACACAACUGCAGAUGAUGUCAUUUUGCUUGACGAGUUUGACGCAAAUACCCCCCACUGUAGUUGGCACGAUGCAUUUGGCCAUCAUACUGACCAUUGUCCUCAGAACUUUGUCAAGUGUGAUUACUGCCCGCAAUAUGGUCACACUAAAGUGGAUUGCCCAGAAUUUGAGUCCAAAUCUGCUGCUAUUGAGGGACUUGGUGGGUCAGUUUGCACCAACUUAGACGGUGAUUUUCAUGCUGCUAUUCAUGGUAUUAUCAACAAACUCAGGCGGCCACAGAAUGAUCCAAUUGUGGAGGACACUCCAAAUGUUGACAACUUGCAACAUACAUUCGAAGUUUCGCAGGGUGUUAAAAGUUCUGAGCGAUUUGCAUCUGUUAUGAAACUGGGGCGAAUGAAACAUGCAACUGGUGCGGGUGAUUUGGGUCAUCACCAAACGGGACAAACCGCAGCUGUUACUGCACAGGUCAUAUUCUCAUCUGAGGAACCAGGUGUGUCGAACGCAAUGAAGAAGGAAAAAAAGGCAAACAAAAACGUUUGUGCUCCCAUUAAGAGAAGGUGCAGUGCCAGGCUGAAAGCUACCCAUGCUUUGAAGCAAAAGAAUGAUGGACUUGGAGAGACUGCGGCUGAGCCUGUCGUGUUGGAUGUCGAGUGCCCAAAACAAACAAAGAAGCCAAAAUCUACCAAAGCUUCUAUUCUCCGAAACUGUCGUAUGGAGAUGGUUGUUAAAUAUGGGUUCUAUUUUGGACAUGUUGCUUGCCAUAAUCAGGUUUAA
Oldenlandia corymbosa var. corymbosa is the source of this 2088-nucleotide messenger RNA. Lineage: Eukaryota; Viridiplantae; Streptophyta; Magnoliopsida; Gentianales; Rubiaceae. The record is from the annotation of a GenBank genome assembly.